Eupeodes corollae is the source of this 1059-nucleotide messenger RNA. RefSeq lists its product as uncharacterized. NCBI's taxonomy places the organism in Eukaryota, Metazoa, Arthropoda, Insecta, Diptera, Syrphidae. The record is from RefSeq and is a predicted model, not a curated record. The transcript is spliced from 4 exons. Bases 303 to 845 code for a protein of 180 amino acids.
AUAGCAAAGAUGAACAUGUUUGUCUUUAUUAUAGCAAGUUUGCUUUCUUUUAAUGAAAGUGUGCAUGGGCUCAGCAAAAUUUCGAGUAUCGAUGUGAUUUCCUAUAAAUUGUUUUUUUUUUCGAAUGUCAAAACUGAACAAAUCGCCAUAUCAUCCGUAUUUACUAAUUUUCAAUUGCAAAAAAAUUAAACUAAAUCUUAUUGACUAUGGACGAUGGUAAGUUGUUUUUAUUUGAUUUAUCUAAGCUAAGGUAUUCUAUUUCAUAACAGAUUUCACGGACUACGAAGUUCUACAUAAUUAUUAUGAGGAUGAAGAAGAAUUUGCCUCACCAACUCCUUCACCUUUUCCCGAACCAGUUGCCAAUUCCUGGGAAGUUUCACAAGUCCAGGAGAAAGACCAGAGAUCAUUUCCCGAAGAAAAAACAGAAGAAUUGGGAACAACCUGACCAGACACCAAAUCCACUUGUAACCUGCAGCGCAAAAGCAGAUAAAAUGGUUUGGAAUUUUGAACUCUUAAUUGAGACAAUAAAAAAGUACCCCUCUCUCUGGAAUAUAAAGGAUAAAAAUUAUCGGAAUCGUGUCGAAAGGAACAGUGACUGGACUAAAGUAUUGGUUGAAAUCGAUUCUUCUAAUCAAGUUCAACAAAAGCUCCAGUCGGAAGCGAUUUCUCUAUUAAAAGAGAUAAACAAACCUAGAGAAGAAAAGACAUACGCAACUCUGACGUGUGAACUUGUGCGACAGGAUAUGGAGUCCUUGCCGGAUUUAGAGCAGCGUGCUUUACGCAUAGAACUCUUUGAACUGGUCGAUCGAUUCGUUGCCCGAAAUCUUGAUCGAGGUGCAGACUAGGCGGCAUUAUUUUAUGGUUAAAAAAAGCUUUCUGUGAAAACCAUACACAUUUAUGGAUUUAAUUUUUUUUACCACAAAUGUGUUCCAAGCAAUGAAAAUUUUGUUUUGUUUUUUUUUGUUAAUUUUAUUGAAUUGUUAACCCUUUUUUUUUGCAUAAAAUUAAUAUUAAAUAAAGAGCUCCGGCUCCGAGCUGAGAGCUGAAAAUGUUGAAGAA